AGGGCUCAGUUGCCUGGAGCCCGUUCAGCCCAUCCCCCAGUUCACUUUGCUUGUGGGAUCUCCCCGUUGCUCCUGCCCGUGGACUGAGUGGCAGGCCAUCCUACAAGCACCCGGACACUUGACAUCAGUGGUGUCAAGACAACUCUAAGAAGGUUUUCCGUGAUCCCGCAAGCCCUGCGGUCCUUCCUGGGAUCCUGCCUUCAAUUUGAUUGCACAGGUACCACAGCAAGCCAGUGCUGUGUGCUCCGAGUUCCAGGGCGUCCUCCAGCUCAGCCACUGCACUGAGAACAUGGACUCUCUGUGGGGCCCAGGAGCCGGGAGUCACCCCUUUGGGGUCCACAACACCCGGCUGUCCCCAGACUUGUGUCCAGGGAAGAUAGUGUUGAGGGCCCUCAAGGAGAGCGGGGCAGGGAUGCCUGAGCAGGACAAGGACCCUAGAGUCCAAGAGAAUCCUGGUGAUCAGAGAAGGGUCCCCGAGGUCACCGGGGAUGCAUGGUCUGCAUUUCGGCCCCUGCGGGACAAUGGAGGCCUCUCUCCCUUUGUGCCCAGGCCCGGGCCUCUGCAGACAGACCUCCAUGCCCAGAGGUCAGAAAUCAGACCUAACCAGACAUCCCAGACCUCCUGGACGAGCUCCUGCACCAACCGAAAUGCCAUCUCCAGCUCCUACAGCUCCACGGGAGGCUUGCCGGGGCUAAAGCGGAGGAGGGGGCCAGCCUCAUCCCACUGCCAGCUGACUCUCAGUUCCUCAAAGACAGUGAGUGAGGACAGGCCUCAGGCUGUCUCUUCAGGUCACACCCAGUGUGAAAAGGGAGCAGAUAUAGCACCAGGGCAGACACUCACCCUCAGGAAUGACUCCUCCACAUCCGAGGCCUCUAGGCCCAGUACACACAAGUUUCCCCUGCUGCCACGCAGGCGAGGGGAGCCUUUGAUGCUGCCACCUCCCUUAGAGCUGGGGUACCGGGUCCCUGUUGAAGACCUUGACCGGGAGAAGGAGGCGGCAUUCCAGCGCAUCAACAGUGCGCUGCAGGUUGAGGACCAGGCCAUCUCGGACUGCACACCCUCACAGCCUUCCCACACUUUGUCCUCACUUGCAACAGGGGCUUCUGGUCCGCCUGCGGUUUCUAAAGCACCCAGUAUGGAUGCACAGCAGGAGACACACAAGUCCCAAGACUGCCUGGGCCUACUGGCCCCCUUAGCAUCUGCUGCAGGGGUCCCCUCUACAGCUCCCAUGUCUGGGAAGAAGCACAGACCACCAGGCCCCCUGUUCUCCUCCUCAGAUCCCCUUCCUGCCACCUCUUCCCAUUCCCAGGACUCAGCCCAGGUCACCUCGCUGAUUCCUGCCCCCUUCCCAGCUGCAAGCAUGGAUGCGGGCAUGAGAAGAACAAGGCGUGGCACUUCUGCUCCUGCAGCUGCCGCAGCAGCCCCUCCCCCCUCCACAUUGAACCCCACGUUGGGGUCACUACUGGAGUGGAUGGAGGCCCUUCACAUUUCUGGGCCUCAGCCACAGCUGCAGCAGGUGCCCAGAGGUCAGAACCAGAGAUCCCAGACCUCCCGGACCAGCUCGUGCCCCAAACGAAAGGCCAUCUCGAGCCCCUACAGCUCUACGGGAGGCCUCCCGGAACUAAAGCGGAGGAGGGGGCCAGCCUCAUCCCACUGCCAGCUGACCCUCAGUUCCUCAAACACAAGGACCGAAGCAGAGGGUGCUGUUUCAACGCCACCACCAGGAGAGAGGCAGAGGGGCUGUGCCGUGCUAGAGUCCUCAGGGAGGGAGUGACCUCGACCCUGGCUGUGCUGCAAGCUGACUCCAGCCUUGGGGUCAGCAGCACCCGGUGAACAGCAGCAGGAGGAGCCGCUAGAGCAGCUGCUCGUGGGCAGAGCUGCCCUUGGACAACUCCUGCCACCACCCCCUCCCCAGAGGAGCCCAAGGCAGGGGAGGCUCAGCAUGGAAUGAAACAGGGGAGUGAGGGACACAAGGAGGUGGGAAGUGGGAGGGUCCCAGCCCCACCAAGUACGCAGAGACCCCCUCGUCGUCCUGGACAUCACAGGGACACCUGCAGGCUGAGAGACCAGGUCGUCUGUGCAUGGGCCCGGGAGGCAGACCUGCCCCAAGGGUGAUGCAGAGGCCACAGGUGCUGCACGCACCAGCACCCACUAUAGACAUCAGCCUCCAGGUUGACUAAGGGUCAGGUCAUGUUUGAAACCAUGCUUGGCUGGACCAGGACCCAUGGCAAGAGCACCUGGGCACCAGUGUUUAGCCCUGGUCUGCAGGAAGGAGGACAGCAGACUUUAGGACCCCACAGCACGGCAGUGCUGACCAUUUCACCCACUUGGCCUCCUUGAGGAAUAGGGAUGGGGAGCCCUCUGGGGAUGGGCAAGGCCUUCCAGGACAGGCUCGGUUCUGGUCCCCUGCUUUUUGAGGUUGGGUUAAAAUGCCGACCAUGGCAGAGGGGUCACAGCUCAGGUUCCCACACCUCGCUUUUCACAGCCUCCGAGGGCAGCAGUGCACGUGGAGGAGACGUCUCCCACGAGGCCAAGGCCUCCAGUGCUCACCGAUGCCCUCUGCGAAGCUGGGGUAGAACUCGUCAGUGAAGAGGGGCUCGGGCAGCUCACAGAAGUACAGCUUCAGCGUGCCUGCGAUGGCGUUCACGUCCAUCUCGCUCAUCAUCACCGACACGUCCUUGUUAUCUGGAAAGAGCAGGGAAAUGCAGCGGCCUCCUUGAAGAUCCUGAUAAAUGAAGAAAAGACACAGAGAAGGAUGUGACAUGCCUGGGCCAUGGAGCACUCUGAGAUCUCAUCGCGGACACCACUGCCCACACCUCCAUCCCGUCCUGCGCAGGCCGACACUCACUGACGUCGAAGGCUGCCUUCAGUGCCUGGAUGUCCGUGGCCACACCAGACACGCGGUAGAUGCCCACCUCCUCCAUGCCUCGGCGCUCGAUCUCCUCCACGCACUGGCGCACGAUGUAGGGCACCUUGGACCUCUCUCUCCUGUGGGAGGAGGGAAUGUUCUCAGUGUCCUGAGAGCCCUGCUUGGGCCAUAACACAGGAGACCUGCUCCCUAUCUGCACACCCGGAGGUGGGGUGAGGACGGUGACGAAGGUACCCAGGUCUGGGGCUGCACACAGAGCCUUCUGCAUGCCUGUCCUCCCUCUGCAAGCUCUGUCCUCAUUGCAUGUACUUUCUCAGGAACCUUUCAAGCGGCCAGAACCCCUGCGAAUCACACAUGAUCUUUGCGGGAAGGUCAGGAGGCCUGUCUAAGUCAAGUCAGCACGGGAAGGGCAUCUGACAGAUUCCAGGCCUGGGGUUAGCAGCCUGUGCCCCCAGCUGGGAGGUCAGACCCGGUGUUGGUCCUGCCACCCACGUGCUCUGUGAGAGGAGAAUCCCUGACCCCUGCCCUGGGCCUUAACACACAUCUGACGAAUGAAUGAAGGGUUGCCUCAGCACCGGUGCUCCAAGUCCUGCGAUGCGAAGUGCUUUUCUCCUCUGAGUCUUAGCAAUGGACAAUUCCAAUACCUCCACACAGGACACUAGAGUAAGAAUCCUUCACAGUUAGAACGCAGUGCUGUGCGGAGGCCUUAACUUGAGUUCUGUUUUGCACCUGGAUUUACCAGCACAUCAAAGCUGCUUCGCAAGCCCCCUCAUUAGCAGGGCUUAUCUGGGGGAGCUGCUGAUGGAGUCCUCGCUGCUCAUGCCCACAGCCCUCCCAGAGUGCUAUGCGAGUGGCUGCCAUGCAGUUGGGGGUGGGGCGUGGUGUUUAGACACAGAUAGGAGUCCAGGAUAUGACUGAUGGAGGCCCUGGCCCACGUGACCAGCAAGGUCAGAGGCCCAGCCAGAUUCCAUCCUAGGGAAGCAAAUGAAUUCUCAGAGGAAGUGGUCUGUGUCUGCAUGAACUGCUCUCAAACCAACAAACAGGCUUCUCUUGGCAACUGACUCAUGACAAAGGGGCAGGGGUUAUGGCCAUUCAACAGGAAUCUGGGACCGUGACUAAUUCCAAGCAAGGGCAGAAAACCCUGCACUUGGGCAGUUCCUGGAGCCAGCCUACUGCUUCCAAGCAAGGUGGCAAGGACAUUCCUGAGCUGGUUUGCAGGAAACACAGGAGGUAGCUGAACACGCAGUGUUCCCUGGGGCCUGACCUCACUAUGCAGUGGCCACGCACAGAGAGGAGAGACCGACACAUGCUCUUUUCUGCAGAAACAGCUGAAGGGACAGGCACCCUCAGUGCGUGAGCCCAAGCCCCUCCCCACUCACUUGGUGACCACAGCAAUCUUGACUCCGAAGAUCCUUGUCUGUUUUUGGGACGGCAUCCUCUUCAAGCUGAACUCCCUGCUGUUGAACUUGACCGAGAGCUUUACUUCGAUCUACAGUGGGGAGAAGGGGCACAGUCCUCUAAUCCUUCUGGUCCUCAUAGGCCAAGGUCCCAAGGACCCCUGGGAGUCUCAUCAAAUAUUUCCACCCCCAAGGCAUGCAGAGGUCUCAGCAUGAGGUGGAGUCGCCCCUCGGGGAAGCCCCUACUCUACUUCAGCAAGAGCCAGGAUUGUUGAAGAUGAUGUAAACGACUGGUUUCUGCAGAACCAUCUCCUAAAAUCCCCACUGCUUCUCUUGCUUGCUUACUUUUUUUUAAGAUAUGGGAUCUUGCAAUGUUGCCCAGGCUGUAAUCAAACUCUUGGGCUCCAGUGAUUCUCCUGGCUCAGCCUCCAGAGUAGCUGAGAUUAUAGUGUACUGUGACCAGCUUUCUCUUAGUACCAAUUAAAAAUUAAGUAGGAAAGACAGAAUAAUGUAAGAAAAAGCCAAGAAUCUCAAAUAUUAACAUUUUACCAUUUAUA
Messenger RNA from Gorilla gorilla gorilla (western lowland gorilla), 4823 nucleotides. RefSeq names its product putative POM121-like protein 1. The transcript is spliced from 4 exons. Lineage: Eukaryota; Metazoa; Chordata; Mammalia; Primates; Hominidae. The record is from RefSeq and is a predicted model, not a curated record. Bases 290 to 1774 code for a protein of 494 amino acids.